AUGGACAAAAAAAAAUAUACAACAGCAACCACUGCGACUACCAGUAGUAGUGACGCCACGAAAAGCGCUAACCAUUAUGACAUACUGACCCAACCUGCUCAUCGAGUGCUUCAAAACUUCGUAUUAGUUUGGCUCGAUGCAAAUUUGAACGAAUACAAGAAAGACUUUAAACUAUCACUACAACACCUACGACAGAUUGUAUCAUUUAUCACAACAUAUACGAAUGUUCAAGAAUGUAUUGACUAUAUCAGUAAACUCAAAGAAGAAAAAGUAUUUAUGAUUGUAUCCGGCUCCUUGGGACGCAAGAUUAUCCCAGACAUUGUAUCGUGGCCGCAGUUAGACUCAAUAUAUAUUUUUUGUGAAAAUAAAUCUUUUCAUGAACAAUGGGCAGCACAAAUAGACAAAGUAAAAGGUGUACAUACUAAAAUCGAAUCGAUUUGUGCAGAAUUACAAAUCGAUUGUAAAAACUGUGAUCGAAAUAUGAUAUCGAUAAGUUUCAAUGGUAUUGAUCCAUUGUUUAUGUAUACUCAACUAUUAAAAGAAACCCUAUUGGAUAUCGAAGAUGACGAUACCAAAUCGAUCAAAGAACUUGCUGAGUAUUGUCGUCAUAAAGGUGAUAUACCUGAAGGAGAAAUCGAUAAAAUCGAACGUGAAUAUCGUAAUCAUUCACCCAUUUGGUGGUAUACAACGCCAUUUUUUGUAUAUUCGAUGCUUAACUAUGGUCUUCGAUUAAUGGAUGUUGAUAUUAUUCUUAAAAUGGGCUUCUUCAUCCGCCAUUUACACCAUGAAAUAAAAACGCUACAUAAAGAACAACAAUGUAGCAUGAAAAUGACAGCACCAUUUCAAGUUUUUCGCGGUCAAGGUUUAUCAAUCGAAGAUUUUGAAAAGAUGAAAAAAGCCAAAUGUGGACUCAUGUCUUUCAACAAUUUCCUUUCAACAAGUCGUGACCGUAGUACUGCACUAGAUGAGUUUGCAUUUACAGCAAUGGCUUCUGAUUCCAAUAUAGUAGGUAUCGUAUUCGUCAUGAACAUUGACCCAAAAUUAUGUGCAACAGCAUCAAUUCCGUUUGCUGACGUGAGCACACAGAGUUACUACAAAAGUCAGGAAAAAGAAAUUCUAUUUGCAACACAUACAAUUUUUCGCAUUGAUCGCAUCGAAUCAAUUCAGCAUGAGCAAACUAAUCGCCUAUGGCAAGUGAAUCUCACUCUGGUGGACAACAAUGAUCACGAACUUGACGAACUUACAUCUCACAUACGACAAGAGGUCAAGUUGGCGUCAGGAUGGUCGCGACUUGGCGAAAUCCUGAUUAAACUUGGACAGUUUGAAAAAGCAAAAUAUCUUUACCACAUCCUGCUUGAAAAUAAACCUUCGUACAUAGAUCAAGCAAACUACUAUCUUCAACUUGGCCGGGCGUACCAUCAUAUGGGUGACUUACCAGCAGCGCUUUCUCAAUAUGAAAAGUCACAUGAACUUCAGAAAGAAUAUCUUCCUCCGAAUCAUCCUGACUCUGCUAACUAUUACAAUUGUAUCGGAGAAGUACAAAGAGCCAUGGGCCACUAUCCAGAGGCACUUUCUUUUCACAAGCGAGCACUUAGCAUUCGAACACUAGCUCUCCCCCCGAAUCACCCAGACUUAGCUGCUUCUCACAACAACAUCGGUUUGGUCUAUCAAAAACAGCGCGAGUAUUCGAAAGCGCUCAAAUCGUAUCAACAAGCACUUGAAAUUAAGAAAAUGACUCUCCCUCCAAAUCAUCCUUCAUUGGCUGCUUCCUACAACAAUUUUGCUUCGGUGCAUUAUGACAAUGGCGACUAUUUGGAGGCGCUUUCACGGUACAAACAAGCAUUUGAUAUUCAAACAAAAGCUCUUCCUCCGAAUCAUCCCCAACUAGCUACUUCACACAACAACAUCGGUUUGGUCCACAAAAAGAUACACGAGUAUUCAAAAGCACUUUUAUCAUUUGAGCGAUCACUUGAAAUUCGAAAACUAGCUCUGCAUAAAAAUCAUCCCGACUUGGCCACUUCUUACAACAAUAUUGGUGCGGUGUAUUGUAACAUGGGCGAGUACUCGAAAGCACUUGCAUCGUAUAAAAAAUCACUGGAAAUCAAAAAAAUAGCUUUAUCUUCGAAUCAUCCCAAUUUGGCCAGUUCCUACCACACCAUCGCUUCUGUCUAUGAUUAUAUGGGUGACUACUCUGAAGCACUUUCAUGCUACGAAAAGUCACUUGAAAUUAAAAAAACACUUUUCCCUCCAAACGAUAACAGACUGGUGGCAUCCUACAACAGCGUCGGUGCAAUUUAUUAUAAAAUGGGCGAGUACUCUAAAGCACUCUCAUCGUAUAAACAAGCAAUUGCAAUAAUGGAAAUGACUCUCCCUUCCAGUCAUCCCGAUUUAUCUGCCUCUUACAGCAGCAUCGGUUCCGUAUAUAGAAGUAUGGGUGAGCACUCGAAUGCACUUCUAUACUACGAAAAAUAUGUGGAAGCCAGCGAAGAAACUCUCUCUCCGAAUCGUUCCUCAAUGGCCUCUACCUACAACGACAUCGGCUUGGUGUAUUAUAACAUGGGUGACUACUCAAGGGCGCUUUCAUCUUAUGAAAAGGGCUUAGAAGUCAGUCGCGAGACGUUGCCAUCGAACCAUCCCGACGUGGUUGUUUUGUAUAGCAGCAUGGGUUCUGCAUAUAAAAGCAUGAGAGAGUACUCAAAGGCACUUCAACACUACGAAAAAUAUUUGGAAAUCAGUCAAGAAACUCUCUCUCCGAAUCAUCUCUCAAUGGUCUCUACCUACAACGACAUCGGUUCAAUUUAUUAUGACACCGGCGAGUACUCUAAAGCACUUUCAUGGUACCAACGAACACUCGAAAUUCAAACAGAAGCACUUUCUCCGAAUCACGUCGACUUAGCUACUUCCUACGAUAGAAUUGGUUUGGUAUAUUAUAAAAUGGGCAAGCAUACAGAAGCACUCUCGUCGUAUGAACAAUGUCUUGAAAUUCGAAAAAUAGCUAUUCCUUCGAACCAUCCCGACCUUGCUACUACCUACAACGACAUUGGCUCGUUGUGUAGAAGCAGAGGCGAGUAUUCCAAAGCACUUCUAUAUUUUGAAAAAGUUCUGGAAAUCAGUCAGGAGACUCUGCCUUUGAAUGAUCUUAGUUUAACUACUUCCUAUAAUAACAUCGGGUGGCUGUAUAAAAAUAGAGGCGAAUAUUUAAAAGCACUUCCAUACUAUGAAAAAGAUCUAGAGAUCUGUCUGACAACUCACGGUGCCAAUCAUCCUGACUUGGCUACUUCCUACAACGACAUUGGUUCGAUGCAUAGAAACAUCGGCGAGUACACCAAGGCACUUUCAUAUUACGAAAAAGGUUUGAAAAUCAGUCAGGAUACACUUCCUCCAAAUCAUCCUGAUCUGGCUACUUCGUACAGCAGCAUUGGUGCGAUGUAUUAUAAAAUGGGACAGUUCUUGAAAGCGCGUUUAUCAUACGAACGAGCACUUGAAAUCCGAAAAAUAGCUAUCACUCCGAAUCACUCCGAAUUGGCUGCUUCUUACAAGAAUAUCGGAAUGGUAUAUGAGAGCAUGAGCAAAUAUUCGGAAGCACUUUCUUGUUACACAACAUCGCAUGAUAUCUUGAAAAAAUUACUACCUGCAAGUCAGCCACAUAUUGCAACUUUGAAAAAAAGUAUUGAUAAUGUUAAAAAAAAGUUAUGA
This is a messenger RNA of Rotaria socialis, 3696 nucleotides long. The record is from the annotation of a GenBank genome assembly. NCBI's taxonomy places the organism in Eukaryota, Metazoa, Rotifera, Eurotatoria, Philodinida, Philodinidae.